Molecule: messenger RNA, 1851 nt
Organism: Paramacrobiotus metropolitanus
Lineage: Eukaryota; Metazoa; Tardigrada; Eutardigrada; Parachela; Macrobiotidae
Product: WD repeat and SOCS box-containing protein 1-like
Exons: 8
Coding region: 381-1544 (387 amino acids)
Molecular function (GO): protein binding
Source: RefSeq, a predicted model, not a curated record
CGGCGCUCGUUGAUUUCUGGUAGAACAAUCAUCGCAGCUGCUGCUGGCUGCAGUUGCAAGUGAAAGUUGUCGAUCGCUGCUGGCAGGCCCGCAGUUUUGGAACGCUACUCGCGCCUCACCUGACUGCCUCUAUCACGUGCAGCAACGAUCUUUAUUUCUCAUUCCAGUGUCUCUGCUGUUUUUGCCAGGUUGCAAAGUUCCAGCCAGUGGUUAGCAGGGAAGACGGCGGACUGUAAUCUCGGUCAGCUCCAGAAUCUUGAAUCCUGUCUGUGCGCAUCUCUACUGCUCCCUGUAGCGAUUACCCGGAUUAGUGUAGCGCUGCCUGUGCAACGAUCGCUUGCGCCUUGAUUUUUCUGUGAUUUGCGCACUUCGACGAAACAAUGGCGGGUAAGAGCGCAGAGACGGAGGCGGGCCCGUGGACGAUGGUGGCGCAGGUGCGCAGCGACGACAGCGUGUACCGGCGCGUCAGCAGCGUGGCCACGUCGGAGCUGCUGGAGCGGUCGCGGCGCUCCAAGUUCGGCGAGGAGAUCAUGUCCAGCGCCUGGUCGCCGGACGGCUCCCUCUUCGCCUGGGCCGUCGGCACCGAGUUAGUCUCCAUCCACAACGUCGCCCAGAUCCUCCACACCGACCGACCGGCGACGAACGAGAACCCGGAGAGUCUGGGGCGCGUGGCGGUGCUGGACUGCGGCGCCGGCGCCUCCGUGACGUGCAUGUACUUUGGGUCGCGCGUGUCGGACGUGAAGUGGCACUCGGGCGAGGUCAAGUACAACCGCUUCGAGGAGCAGAUGCGCGGCCAGAUGCUGCUGGCCGUCGGCCUGGCCACCGGCGACAUCAAGAUCUUCGACGUGGCCACCGGCAAGAUGAUGAUGGUGCUGAAGGACCACACGGACGCCGUGACGGACCUGCAGUUCUCGCCCGACGGCAGUCUGGUGCUGCUGUCGGCGUCCAAGGACACCUCGGUGAAGCUGUGGGACCUGCUGGACGACGGGAACAUGUUCCGCACGCUGCCGCGGCUGGACAGCGGCAAGCGCCACGUCAAGGACGUGUCCUGGUCGCCGGACGCCAAGCGCAUCGCCACCGUCGGCGACGGCAAGAUGGCGGUGCUGUGGGAGGUGAAGAACUACGAGAUCGAGCGCCAGCUGGAGGGCCACCAGAACGACGUGACCGGCGUGCGCUUCCACGAGGACGGCCGGCGCUUGUUCACCUGCAGCUUCGACACGCGCGUCAUCUGCUGGAACAUCAGUGAUGGGAAGAAGCUGUUCGCGCUGGAGCACAUGCAGCCGCCGCCGACGAGCAUCUUCGCCUCCGGGACCAACGAGCACGAGGUGACGCGCAUGGACCUGCGCGGCAACCAGCUGGCCUCCCUCUGCAACGACGGGAUGCUGCGCAUCUGGAACGUCGCGGGCGACAGUCAGCCGGCGGCGCCCGAGGCCGUCCUGGAGAUCGUGCCCGACGCCAAGAGCAUCUCCUUCUCCGACAACGGACGCGUGCUGGCCGUCGGGUGCCUGGGCGGGAUCCUGCAGUUCUACGCCCGCAGUCGAUAGACUGACUGACAGACACCAGCCGUUCCAUCCCGUGUUAAUUAAGGUUACGUUGUCGCACAGUUGGACAUUGCCUGGUGGAAUUAAUUCUUAACCGAAUAAUAACCAACCGUCGCUUUACAUAAUCCGAAUUGCGAAUCAGUGUUUCGUGUUGCACUUGUUGCUGGCCUGUUGCGCAGCAUGCGCAGCGUCGUGAUAUGACGCUCCUUUUGCUGUGCUUGUCCAGUACACGUUCUGUUAUAAUUAUCCGGUGUUAUUAACCAGAGUCUUAUUAAUGUAGGUAUUACUCAACACAAUUAUAUUUGUAUUA